GAUGGAAUUUUAUGCAGCAGAAACCUUGUCACCAGAAGAGUUAAUGUCUGCGUUAGCGUUUCUGCAAUAGAAAAAAAAAUCCCAAAGCUAAGUGGUGAAGGCCCACAGACAGCCUCAAACCUGGAUUCUUCAACUCAGCAUUCAACAUUGGAGUUUUUAAAUACUUGCGGUAGAGAAACCAUUGCCAAUGCUUACAAGGAACUGCUUAUCCCUGCUUCUCUGGGUCCUGUUCAGUGGAGGUGUCUUAAUGUCACUUCAUUCACAACCACAACAGAUUUUAAAAGCUGAGUCAAGGGGAAAUGUUGUCACCAACCCUGAAAGGAGGAUACCCACCAUACGGGUCAAGAGAGGCUGGGUCUGGAAUCAGUUCUUUGUGCUUGAAGAAUAUAUGGGCUCCGAACCCCAGUACGUGGGAAAGCUUCAUUCUGACUUGGACAAGGGAGUGGGAAGUGUUAAGUAUACAUUAUCAGGAGAUGGAGCUGGUACAGUAUUUACCAUUGAUGAAACCACAGGGGACAUUCAUGCCAUAAAGAGCCUUGAUCGUGAAGAGAAGCCUUUCUACACCCUACAUGCUCAAGCAGUAGAUAUUGAAACAAGGAAGCCAUUGGAGCCAGAAUCAGAGUUCAUCAUCAAAGUGCAGGACAUUAAUGAUAAUGAACCAAAAUUCCUUGAUGGGCCUUACAUUGCCAGUGUCCCUGAAAUGUCUCCAGUAGGGGCAUAUGUGCUGCAGGUCAAAGCAACAGAUGCUGAUGACCCAACAUAUGGAAACAGUGCUAGAGUGGUUUACAGUAUUCUUCAGGGACAGCCAUAUUUCUCCAUUGAUCCCAAAACAGGUGUUAUAAGAACAGCCUUGCCAAACAUGGACAGAGAAGUUAAAGAACAAUAUCAAGUUCUCAUUCAAGCAAAGGACAUGGGAGGUCAACUUGGGGGACUGGCUGGAACCACCACAGUGAAUAUCACUCUGACUGAUGUCAAUGACAACCCACCAAGAUUUCCAAAGAGUAUCUUCCACUUGAAAGUACCGGAGUCAUCUCUUGUUGGUUCAGCUGUUGGAAGAAUCAGAGCCGUGGAUCCUGACUUUGGGAAAAAUGCUGAAAUUGAAUAUACCAUUGUUCCAGGAGAUGGAGGGAACUUGUUUGAUAUCAGCACAGAUGAGAACACGCAAGAAGGAGUCAUCAAACUGAAAAAGCCAUUGGAUUUUGAAACAAAAAAGGCAUAUACUUUCAAAGUAGAGGCUUCAAAUGUCCAUCUUGACCAUCGCUUUCAUUCUGUGGGUCCAUUCAAGGAUACAGCAACUGUGAAGAUCAAUGUGCUAGAUGUGGAUGAGCCUCCAGUUUUCAGCAAACCUUUUUACACCAUGGAGGUAUAUGAAGAUACUCCAGUUGGGACCAUUAUAGGAGCAGUUACUGCCCAGGACCUGGACAUUGGAAGCAGUGCUGUCAAGUACUUCAUAGACUGGAAGAAUGAUAUGGAUAGCUACUUUACUAUAGAUGGAAUGGAAGGAACUAUUGCCACAAAUGAGUUACUUGAUAGAGAGAAUACUGCACAGUACAAUUUUUCAAUAAUUGCAAGUAAAGUUAGCAAUCCACUCUUGACCAGCAAAGUUAAUGUCAUCAUAAAUGUCCUGGAUGUCAAUGAAUUUCCUCCAGAAAUUGCAGUGCCCUAUGAAUCUUAUGUGUGUGAAAACGCAAGGCUAGGACAGGUAAUUCAGGUUAUUGGUGCAGCAGACAAGGAUCUGUCCCAUGCUGGGCAAAAAUUCUCUUUUCGACUGUCUCCUGAGGUUACUACAAAGCCAAAUUUCACAGUCCAUGAUUUCACAAACAACACAGCUGGAAUUGUAGCUGGCAGAAGUGGUUACAGCCGUCGACAGCAAGAGUUGUAUCUCCUUCCAAUUGUCAUUGAAGAUAGUAGCUACCCCAAACAAAGCAGUACAAACACAAUGACAAUCCGAGUUUGCAGAUGUGACUCUGAUGGCACCAUCCUCUCAUGCAAUGCUGAAGCAAUCUUCUUGCCUGUUGGACUCAGCACAGGAGCCUUGAUUGCAAUCUUGUUGUGCAUUGUUAUACUCUUAGUUAUUGUGGUUCUUUAUGUGGCCUUGAGACGGCAGAAGAAAAAAGACACCCUAAUGACCUCCAAGGAAGAUGUUCGAGACAAUGUUAUUCACUAUGAUGAUGAAGGAGGUGGUGAAGAAGACACUCAGGCUUUUGACAUUGGGGCUUUGAGGAAUCCCAAAGGAAUUGAGGAUAACAAAAUACGCAGAGAUAUCAAGCCAGAUGCUCUCUGCUUGCCUCGCUCAAGACCACCCACAGAGGACAACACAAAUAUUAGAGACUUCAUAAAUCAAAGGCUGAGAGAAAAUGAUGGUGAUCCAUCAGCUCCCCCUUAUGAUUCACUAGCGACUUAUGCUUAUGAAGGAAAUGGAUCUGUAGCUGAAUCUCUUAGCUCUAUAGAUUCUUUUGCAACAGAAGCAGACCAGGAUUAUGACUAUCUGAGUGACUGGGGACCACGCUUUAAAGUCUUAGCAGAGAUGUUUGGAGAAGAAGAAAGCUAUAAUCCUGAUAAAGUCACUUAGCUGGAGGUGGAGGAGGACAAGGAAGGAAAAAUAAACCCACAACCAGUUUUACACACA
Candoia aspera is the source of this 2629-nucleotide messenger RNA. RefSeq names its product cadherin 12 (gene CDH12). NCBI's taxonomy places the organism in Eukaryota, Metazoa, Chordata, Lepidosauria, Squamata, Candoiidae. The transcript is spliced from 11 exons. Gene Ontology annotation, cellular component: catenin complex; adherens junction; plasma membrane. Bases 188 to 2572 code for a protein of 794 amino acids. The record is from RefSeq and is a predicted model, not a curated record. Gene Ontology annotation, molecular function: cadherin binding; calcium ion binding. Gene Ontology annotation, biological process: calcium-dependent cell-cell adhesion; cell morphogenesis; multicellular organism development.